AUGACAGACCAACAAUCGCCGGAAGCUGAUUUCGUUGAUGCAGAUGAAAUAGUUGAACAAAUAAAUCUUGAUGAUGAGCUGCAACUGUCAGAGAUGGAGACGGAUGACGAAGAGGGUGAAGCGACAGACGCAGAAAGCGAUGUCGAAGAUUCUGUACAAACGUUUCUCGGACAUAAAGGACCCGUAUAUUCAGUUGAUAUACAUCCUGUAAAUGAAACGACAAUUGCAUCGGGUGGAGGCGAUGAUAAGGGCUUUAUAUGGCAAUCAGAUACCGGAGAACGAUUGUUUGAGUUGUCUGGUCACUCUGACUCUGUAACAUCGGUUCGAUUCAGUACAGAUGGACAAUACGUGGCAACUGCUGGCAUGGAUGGAAAGGUUAAAGUUUGGAAAGUAGAGGAUGGCAGUGAAGUUGUUGUACUUGAAGGACCUGACGGUGAAAUAGAAUGGAUAGACUGGCAUCCAAAAGGAAAUGUUCUUCUUGCUGGAGCAUCGGAUUCAACAAUGUGGAUGUGGUCAAUUCCAUCUGGUGAAUGUAUGAACGUCUUUGCCGGCCAUUCGGCAACAGUUACAGCCGGACAGUUUACACCAGAUGGAAAGAAGAUUGUUAGUGCAUCCGAGGACGUGUCCUUGAUCGUAUGGGAUCCGAAAAUUGCCACGCCAACAUCGAAAAUAUCAGGCGAUGCUAGAUACCAUAGUGAGGGCAUAAUCUGUCUCGCAGUACAUAAAACCAAUCCGUUAGUUAUAACGGGAUCAACAGACCGUACCGCGCGCCUAGUAAAUCUAAACUCGGGGGCAAUACUCGGGUCAUUUGAGAACCAUUCUGAAUCUGUAGAAACCGUUGGUUUCUGUGACAUAUUACCACUAGUAGCGACCGGGUCAACAGAUAACAAAAUAAACAUAUGGGAUGUAACGACAAUGCGACUACGACAAACAUGUCAACACGAUGAUGCUGUUAUAAAACUUCAGUGGCACACAGACUCUCCAUUAUUUACCAGCAGCAGUGCAGACAGGACCGUGCGCCAAUGGGAUGCACGGACAGGAAAGUCUGAGAGAGUGUGGAAAGGCCACCGGGAUAGCAUACUCGGAUUUGCUAUAUCGAGAGAUGGAAAGACGGUCGUUACUGCUGGCGAUGACAAUGUCUGUCGGAUAUUCAAAGUAUAG
Molecule: messenger RNA, 1161 nt
Organism: Paraglomus brasilianum
Lineage: Eukaryota; Fungi; Glomeromycota; Glomeromycetes; Paraglomerales; Paraglomeraceae
Source: the annotation of a GenBank genome assembly